AUGAUUGCAGAUACAAAGCGGCCUCUUCAGGCACCUAUCAACAUGAUCUUUUCCGGAACAUAUUUGUUUCCGCUUUAUGGGAUCUACUAUUUCAUUAUCCACCCCUCUCUAUGGCCGUUCUACUUGACCAUUCUAGUACCUGAACUAGUAUUCAUUCUUCUUAUUUACGUUGUUUCUUAUAUCUUGCUUUUCCCAGCACAAGCCAUAGUAGCGGUGGUGUUGGCUGGUCCCGGAGGGCUAGUGGGAAGCUGGAUCUCAGUCUUGCAACAGGCUAGUCACAUUUCGACAAUCCUAUGCUCAAUACUUGUCCUACCUGAAGUACAAAGAGUUGUAUUUGAUGCUGUCUUAAGCCGAGAAUUCCAGAAUGACGUAGUCUUAUUGGGUAAGCUAAGAAGAGUAGUUAAAGUGCCAUUCUUGGUUAGGCUUGGUCAUUUGGUCUAUUUCCUCCCAGCCUUGCUUGUUCUUCCUUGGGUAAUACUUAGGGGGAUUGUGUUGCUUGGUCUUAGUUCUGUUCCUUAUAUUGGCCCCAUAAUUGUGGCCAUCCUACAAGCUUCUACUAAGGGCUUACAGUCACACUCAAGGUAUUUUGCCUUGAAGGGUUUCGACAGAAGACAGGUUACUGCAAUCUACAGAGAAAACACUGGCCAAUAUAUGGGAUACGGAUUUAUUGCCAAUUUGUUAGAUUCCAUUCCAAUUUUAAACUUAUUCUUCAUGUUUACCAAUGCAAUUGGAUCUGCACUUUGGGUGGUGUCCAUUGAAGAACAGAUAAAGGAAAUUGAAGGAGAACCAAGCGAUUUUCCUUAG
This is a messenger RNA of Dujonia railenensis, 804 nucleotides long. The record is from the annotation of a GenBank genome assembly. NCBI's taxonomy places the organism in Eukaryota, Fungi, Ascomycota, Pichiomycetes, Serinales, Debaryomycetaceae.